This is a messenger RNA of Pisolithus orientalis, 3180 nucleotides long. RefSeq lists its product as uncharacterized. The coding region runs from base 301 to 3081 and encodes 926 amino acids. The transcript is spliced from 4 exons. The record is from RefSeq and is a predicted model, not a curated record. NCBI's taxonomy places the organism in Eukaryota, Fungi, Basidiomycota, Agaricomycetes, Boletales, Pisolithaceae.
CAAACCUGGGUGCGGCAUUUGACAGACGCCCACCCGGUCUUGAGCACGAGGCCGCCUCACGCGUUACCUGUGGACGAGGUCACGCCAUCCAUUUCCUACCCAGUCCCCCUUUGCCAUCCGACCUUGCGACUCAUGCGAAAUGGGUCUGUUAGAUAGGUUUCGCAGGUCUAAAAAGACGACAGCGAUUUUACCGACCGAUACCGUAGUGUUGUGAGUGCACUGGUGCUAUCUUGGUUACACAGUAGAACCGAGAGCGCAACUAGCAUCGUAGGUCCCAGUGGUUCAGGAAAGAGUCCGUUUAUGAAAACCCUUUUGCAACAUGAAAACGUUCAUAUUCGAGUCAGCAAUGGCCGGAAUGCCGACGCCGCAGAUGUUCAUGCAGAACGGUGCCGUUUCGAUGGGAUACAAAGUGACAUCGUUAUCGUAAGGACGCCGUCUUUCUACACCGACGGCCCAGAUGGGGAGGAAACACUGAAAAAGUGGAUGGAUUCAAACUAUAUUAAGCCGUGCAAGGCGGUUGGAGUGCUGUACAUGCAUAACCUUGCAUCUAGUGCAGGCGACUCAAACCUGGAAGUCUCGAAACAUCUUGGUGCUUUCCGACGAACAUGCCGUUCAAAUCUCAUUCCAAGCGUCAUUCGUGUCGUUCCGACUUCGUACCACAUCGCAUGGUUGUCGAACGAGAGUAUGGAAACACCAAUGACUCAAUUUCGACGUCAAGCAAAUGAUGAAGGUGUACAGUUUUGUAGCACGUUGCCUGAUGGCAAGCCCUUUGAUGGAAAGCCCGAGACGGCGUGGGGCGCCGUCCAGGAACUCUUGGCAUCCUGCGGUAAUGGAAUCGUAGGAGUUCCAAGAAACAAUUCCGCGAGUUCCGUUCGGAAGGCAGAGGUCAAGGGUAUAGCUGGGACUCAGGCGAAAGAGCUCCUCUCCCUUCCAUCGGGACCUACCUUGAACAGUAUGCCCUUGCGACUCCCAAGUAGUCGCCUAGCUGUGGAAAAUCUUGCCGAUCGCCUUGUUGAAGAGUUCAGGGGGCAGGGGAGGAACGGCAGUUUGGACACGUUAAUCGUGAUCGGGAGAACUGUACUGGAAUUAACUCCACCAGACCACGCACACCACCAUCAUACCCUCAUCCAUCUUGCUGAUCUCCUAUCUGAACGGUUCGAAAAGGAAGGAACGAAAGAGGAUUUAGACGAAGUAAUCACGAUGAGGCGAGCAGCGUCAGAAUGCAUGAUCCCAACCGACCCUCAGAGACAAAGAAUUCUUCUCAAACUCGACGUUUGCCUUUAUGAACGCUUUAGGAAGGAAGGUUCCGUGGUGGAUCUGGAAGAGAUCAUAUCUCUUCGCCGGGUUGCAUUAGAAUAUACUCCUCUGCCGAAUCGAUGCAGGCCUCUUCUCAGCCUCGCUGACUCCCUUCUCGAAAAAUUCCAACAACAGGGUUUAGUGGACGACAUCGAUGAGGCCAUUAGCUUGGCGCAUACUGCGACGGGGUUGUACCCUCCAAGGCAACCCGAUCUAGCGUUGUCUCUGGAAUGUCUUGCACGUUGCCGCAAAGCAAAGGUUGGAACGGAGGCUCGCCUAAAGGGAGCCGGGAUUGAUCCUCCAUCUUCUGGUUUUUCGGAUAUCAAGAAUUUCAUCAAAGACCGCUUUUAUGCAAUUGUUGGAAACCUUCCGCCGCGCCUCUUACAUACUCCGACAGGGGUCAUGUGUAACCGAGCCGCCCAGCUAUCUUAUUUCGAGGGUAGUCCUCAAUACCAGCGGCUCCUGUCGUCAGCCUCUUCACUCGACAGGCAGCGGUUCCAAAUGGAGAUCGGUAGUGAGGUUACAGACUUCUUUCAAAUUGCCAUGCUGUCUCACAGGUGGGGGAGUGAUGAGCCCGUACUAUGCGAUGUUGAAGACAAAAAUAUCUAUGAGUUGCGAGGCACGGACGGUCUGGCGAAGCUCCAACAGUUCUGCCUUCUUGCUCUCGAACGUAAUUUCCAGUGGGCAUGGAGCGAUACGUGUUGCAUCAACAAAGAUAGCAGCACCGAACUACAGAAAGCUAUCGCGUCUAUGUUUUCUUGGUAUCGCCGGUCAUCGCUGACGAUCGUGUACCUUUUCGAUGCCUUCGACGCUGAUUCACUUGUCAGUUGCGAUUGGUUCACGCGAGGCUGGACACUCCAAGAACUCUUGGCUUCACCCGCCGUCAUCUUCUGUAUGUACGACUGGUCACUCUAUAAGAAGGGGGUCACCGCGAAUCACAAAACAGAUCCUGCGGUGCUUGGGGAGCUCCACAAGGCUACGGGAGUAGCAAAACAACACCUUACCAACUUUUGUCCCGGUGUGGAUGACGCGCGAACCAGACUCCACUGGGCAUCAGGCCGUAGUACCACUGAACCAGAGGAUAUUGCCUACUCCCUUUUUGGCGUUUUCAACGUUCACUUGCCAAUCAUUUACGGCGAAUCUGCGGAGAAUGCGCUCGGACGUCUCCUGGCAGAGAUCAUAUCAAUUUCGGGAGACGUUUCGAUUCUGGAUUGGGUUGGUGAACCAUCGUCGUUCAACAGUUGUUUUCCUGCCAACCUUAUGCCGUACCAGAGCGAACCCGACAUCCAGCCGAUCCCCAGCGACUCUGCCAAACGGAAAGCCCUGGGCGUUGUAAAGGCGAGGCAACUGUACAAUAAGCUUUUAAAGUUACCACUCGCGCGAUGUGAUAAUAAGAGGCUUAUGCUACCCUCCAUCAUCCACCCGGUCACGGCCGUCCGACUGCGAGGGUCCUCGACUAGCCCCUCAGGUCACACAUACGAGAUUCACGCAUCGCGACUUAGGCCUGUCAGUGUCACAUUGUCAAAUCAACUUAGUAAUAAGGCCGGUGCAUAUAUCCUUGUCCGUCCUUGGCACCCAAAAUCACUUGGAAAGCCGACCGGGAGCGAUGAGGAUGCUGCUUGGAACUUGCUGAGGCAGCUAGAGCAACCGUUCAGCGCACUUCUGCUAAAGAGCUUGCAUUCCAACCAGUACAAGAGGAUCGCGAGCGACUGCAUGAUUACUGCUUGUGCUCAAGACCUAGCCAGUAUCUUAGAUCCUGAAGCCUCAAUACUAGAGAUUGUAUAGAUCGUACUCCUAACGUACUCCUACUGCGCCACCUUCGUAUUUCGGCUAUUUGUGUUCCCAUUUGAUAUCUGUGCCAGCAGUGUAUUUUAAUAAUCCGAG